ACAACGCCAGCUGAUGCUUUUGAAGCUAGAACCUUUGAUAUCAGUGGCAGAAAGGACGAUAAGUAAACAGACUGUUUAGUUUAUUUUUUACUUUACUUUACUUUACUUUACUUUGCAGAUUUAAAAUGUCGGCUCAAGUUUUAGUUUCUAGACCGAGGUUUGACACCCAUGCUAUGUCCGGGGAACAGCACCCAAAAACAAAUGAAGUUGCAGUAAACACAGGGAUGUUUUCGUCUUCUGGAGUGGCUACUGCGGGAUACAGGACCGCUAAAUACACUACCGAAGAGUGGUUCCAGAACAACCAGUCGAAAUACUUCCAGGCAUUUGCAGACAGGGACAACGCUGAAAACAUCAGACACCAGUCUAAAAAAAUGUCCAGCGAAACGGAGGCGACCACGAUGAGAACUCAGUCCGAUUCCACUAAAAAACUGGGCGAGCGCUUGCAGGAUAUUUUUUUCUGGAAGUCUGAGUUGCAGCGGGAGAUCGAAGACUUGACAUCCGAGACUGACCUGCUUCUCGGGCAGAAAACGAGACUGGAGAAAGCGCUGGAUGCCACUGAAAUACCCCAAGCUAUAGCUACUGACAACCUGCAGUGCAGAGAAAGGCGUGUGGGAUCUGAUCUGGUUAAAGAUAGUGUGGAGGUCGAACUACUCAAUGAAUUAGAUCUUAUUCAAAGCAUUCAAGAACUUCUGAAAAGAACUUUAGAUCAAGCCAUCAACCAAAUAAGAUCAAACAGAGAAGCCAAACAGACCCUCGAGCUGGACUGGUCUGAUAAAUAUGAAGCUUACAACAUCGAUGACAAGUGUGGCCGAUACAGCAACCAAAGCACUGAUAUCCAGUAUCACAUGAACUCUGCCAAGUUUCAAGACCAUAUCUCCCACCCUGAAUCAUGGACUGAGUUUACGCGCCAAAAUAUUAGCAAUGCUGUACGUGAGCGGCUCACAUCCAUCGACCUCCGUGGUCUUAUUGAUAAAGUGAUUCAGGACACUGCAGACGACCUGCGGGAUCAGUGUGCUGCUGUGGACAGGGCUUUGGCCAAACGCUGCGAGGAGAUGAAUACAGCAAAGGUCAAAAUGGAGCAACACCUGGAUUCGAUCCUGAAUCAGAUAGGAGCUCAGGAAAAGAACAUAGUGGCUCUCCAUCAGGCAAUAAGGGAUAAAGAGGCCCCCAUGAAGGUUGCUCAGACAAGGCUGUACGACAGGUCAUUCCGGCCUAACAUGGAGCUCUGUAGGGACCAUGUACAGCUGAGGCUGGUGAAUGAAGUUGGUGAGAUUACAGAGUCCAUUGAAUCUCUGCAGCGCAAGUAUGAGGAGGCCAAGCAGUCUCUGAGUAACAUGGAGGACACCCGCAUGAUGCUGGAGAAGGAAAUCAGCAACAAAUUGCACAGCCUCUUCAUUGACCGAGAGAAAUGCAUGACCCAUCGCACACGCUACCCAACCGUCAUCCGACUGACGGGAUAUUAAUACUGAAAUCCUGGCAUUUCAAAUAAACAGCGUGGGGGACAAAACUAAAAAAAAAAGUUAUUUAUUUUUGUCUCCAACAUUCUUUUUAUUAUUUCACUUUAGUCCAUACAAAAAUAGAAAUGUAUAGUUCUGAUGUAAUUGUAACUAGCUGUAAUGCUAUGCCCCUAACUGAUUACAACCUUAUCUAUCAGUGUAUUAUCAGAGAUUCCGAUCCACAGAAGAAUCAAAUGGUUUCCUACACAGCUACAGUAAUACAGUAUCACACUUGUGAUAUUUUACAUCAAACAGAGAAGCCAAACAGACCGAAAAAGUCAGCUAAAAAGCAAAGUCAGUUUAAAAGCAAAAGGUUUGUCUUGCUUGCUGUUUACAUAACUGUAAAUCCAGGUUUAAAAAUUACACCCAAUACUUUUAAUAGCCUGUCUGCCACAUCGCAAUAUUGGCUGCCUUUUCAAAUGAGAUGUGAGGGAAACUGGUUCUGACUGUCUGUGGGCAGUGAAUGUGUAUCAGCAGGGGUUCCACAGAGAGCUGGAAGCAUUGGCUUUCAUUCCUUAAGGGUGUUGUGACAGGAGAUAAGCCCCUGUUGAAACAGUAAGGGUACAGCCCCCCCCCCCCCCCCCCCCCAUCUCCCAUCUCUUGUGAUUUUGAUUUAGUUUUAAAUCACAUUUUUAUGUAAAACGUAACAGUUAGAAAGCUGAUUAUACUCUUAUUUUGUACUGAAUAGUAAUAUGAUAUUUAGAUAUAAAGGCUACAAAUGGAAUCUAUUACCUACUUAUUAUAGAUUGAUCUGUUAUAGUUUCUCACAUACCCUAACUAUGGUAUACUUUUGUAUGGGAGCUCCCUUAUACUAUAGUCUACAACCCUACGUGUUUAAAAUGCAAACAUUUGUUUCCUGAUUUCAAUGUGCCGGAUCGCUUUGUUUGCAACUUCUAGGUGGUUCUUGCAGGGCAUCUUUUUUUUGACCUGACAGAAGAAUGAAGUGAGCUGUAAAAUAAAAAUUGCUCUUCCAUCGA
Molecule: messenger RNA, 2473 nt
Organism: Acipenser ruthenus (sterlet)
Lineage: Eukaryota; Metazoa; Chordata; Actinopteri; Acipenseriformes; Acipenseridae
Gene: tekt4
Product: tektin 4
Exons: 6
Coding region: 126-1463 (445 amino acids)
Biological process (GO): cilium assembly; cilium movement involved in cell motility
Cellular component (GO): sperm flagellum; microtubule cytoskeleton; nucleus
Source: RefSeq, a predicted model, not a curated record